Hansenula ciferrii is the source of this 777-nucleotide messenger RNA. RefSeq names its product Aim20p (gene AIM20). The transcript has a single exon. The record is from RefSeq and is a predicted model, not a curated record. Lineage: Eukaryota; Fungi; Ascomycota; Saccharomycetes; Phaffomycetales; Wickerhamomycetaceae. The coding region runs from base 1 to 777 and encodes 258 amino acids.
AUGGGUGCAAAUUCAACUUCUAUUGCAGUCGGUUGUGCCGUUGGUAUUCCAUGUUUUAUCGCAUUGUGCGUUGCCUUGGUAUUUUUCCUAAAAACUAGAAGAAGAUUUCAAAGAGAAGACUUGGAGUAUAGUCAAGAUGUCAAUGAUAUGGAUAAAGAUUUAAGUUACACUAAUAUUGACCAAUUAAAAUUGGAGAAAGAAAAUAAUUAUAACUCAAAUUCAGAACCAUCAGAAGAUUCUGAUCAAAGUAGACAAAAUCAUGACGGAGAUGAAGAAGUUGAAACAAAAGCAUCUCAAGAUCAAGGUUCUCAAAAACAACCAAGAUAUGUUCCAGCAUAUAGAAGAAAAUUCAAAUCAUCUGUUAGUAAUUUGAACAGUUCAAGAAACUCAUCAUUUUCAAACUUACCAAAUAAUGGAUCAACCCAAAAAGACGGGUCAAAUUCAUCAAUAAAUUCCAAUACUACAAAUCAAACAGAUAUGUUUUACAAUAACAUUCCAUUAAUGGAUCAACCAAAUGCUAAUAAACAAGCUGAAUCAACAAAUAAUAGUUUGGAUUUAGCAAGAUCAUUACAACAACCAACACCAUCAUAUUCUAAAAGACCAGUAACACAAAGAAGCUCAUCAGUAUCGAGUGCAGGUGAUGAUGAUUAUGAUUUAAAGAACAAUUAUACUGUGGAUAAUGAAGAUGAAAUUCAAGAAGAAGAUCAAUAUGAAAAUGAAUUUACAAAUUAUAGUGAAAAUAAAAGAGCUUAUAUCGAUAGUUUAAGACCAAAAUAA